AUGAAAACUGCUUUGAUGGUAGCUGAAAAACCCUCUUUGGCAGCAUCCCUCGCCAAUAUAUUGAGCAAUGGACGAUGUAGUACUAGGAAAGGAUUGAAUGGAUCUUGUUCCGUCCACGAAUGGGUGGGACAAUUCAAAUCCGAGACGGUGAAUUUCAAAAUGACCUCUGUAUGCGGACACGUCAUGACGUUGGAUUUCAUUGGAAAAUAUAACAAUUGGGACAAAGUGGAUCCGGCAGAAUUAUUCUCAUGUCCAACUGAGAAAAAAGAAGCAGUACCUAAACUAAAAAUACCAUAUUUUCUGGCAAAGGAAGGAAGUCAUUGCGAUUAUUUAAUAUUAUGGCUAGAUUGUGACAAGGAAGGUGAAAAUAUUUGUUUCGAAGUUAUAAAUGCCGUACAGCAAGGAAUGCAUAGGAAGUUACACAUAAAUGAUAUAUGGCGAGCACGAUUUUCUGCUAUCACAGAAAAGGAUAUAAAAUCUGCUUUGUCAAAUUUAAUAAAACCCAAUGAAAAUGAAGCAAAAAGCGUUGAUGCGCGUCAAGAGUUGGAUUUGCGAAUAGGCUGUGCAUUUACACGAUAUCAAACUAAAUUUUUUCAAGGUAAAUAUGGAGAUUUAGAUGUAUCUCUUAUUUCUUAUGGUCCAUGCCAAACGCCAACAUUAGGAUUCUGUGUUCAAAGGCAUGAUGAGAUCCAAACUUUCAAACCAGAUCCAUAUUGGGUGUUACAGGUAACUAUUAAGUGUUCUGAUGGUCAAGAUAUUGUAUUAAAUUGGAGUCGUGUACGUUCUUUUGACAAAGAGGUUGCAAACAUGUUCCUAAGUCAUGUUAAGGAACACGAUCGCGCAACUGUAGUGAGUGUACAAAGUACAGAGAAAUCAAAAUCGCGACCUAUAGCUUUAAAUACAGUGGAAUUGAUGCGAAUUGCAAGUUCUGGAUUGGGAAUGGGUCCACAACACGCAAUGCAAAUUGCAGAAAGACUUUACACUCAAGGAUACAUAAGUUACCCACGAACAGAAACGACAUCGUAUCCUGAAAAUUUUGAUUUGCUUUCAACAUUGAAACAACAACAAAAUUCUCCAGAUUGGGGCGAGGAAGUUCGUAAAAUAGUAGCAGCUGGUAUUAAUAGACCAAAGAAAGGUCAUGAUGCAGGUGACCAUCCCCCUAUAACACCCAUGAAACAUGCAACGAGAAACGAACUCGACGGUGAUUCAUGGAGAUUGUACGAUUACAUAACGCGACACUUUAUUGCUACGUUGGCGCGGGAUUGUAAAUAUAUGAGCACUACAAUAAAAUUUGAAAUAGGCAUAGAAACAUUUACAGCAACUGGCCACAGUUUGUUAAGUCCUGGAUACACAAGUAUUCUUACUUGGCAAGCGCUUGGCAAUAAUGAUACUCUACCGAAAUUUACGCUCGACGAAAAAGUAAAUAUACAAGAGGCAAAAUUAAUCGAAUGUUAUACACAACCGCCGGAUUAUUUAACAGAAGCAGAAUUGAUAACUCUUAUGGAAAAACAUGGCAUUGGAACAGACGCUUCAAUCCCUGUACAUAUAAAUAAUAUUUGUAUUAGAAACUAUGUCACUGUUGCAGCAGGUAGAAAAUUAGUGCCCACUUCUCUUGGAAUCGUUUUGGUUCAUGGAUAUCAAAAGAUAGAUCCUGAAUUAGUUUUACCCACAAUGAGAUCUGCAGUGGAAGAGCAACUGAAUCUAAUAGCAUUAGGUCGCGCUGAUUUUCAUGCUGUUUUACAACAUACAGUGGAAAUAUUUAAACAAAAGUUUCAUUAUUUUGUACAAAGUAUAGAAGCUAUGGAUCAGUUAUUCGAAGUCUCAUUCUCUCCGCUGUCGGCAUCCGGUAAAGCGCAUUCUAGAUGCGGUAAAUGUCGUCGAUAUAUGAAGUAUAUCCAAACUAAACCAUCCAGGAUGCACUGCGCACAUUGUAACGAAACUUACAAUUUACCUCAAAAUGGAAACAUACGAAUAUACAAGGAAUUGAAGUGUCCAUUGGAUGAUUUUGAAUUGCUUUCAUGGUCAACAGGAGCACGAGGGAAAAGUUAUACGUUUUGCCCAUAUUGUUACAAUAAUCCACCGUUCAGGGAUAUGAAAAAAGGAAUGAGUGGUUGCAAUUCAUGUACACAUCCAACAUGUCCACAUGGUAUGAAUUCAAAUGGCUUAUCCAGCUGUUUGGAAUGCGAUUUAGGUAUUCUCGUGCUCGAUCCUUCAGCCGCGCCCAAGUGGAAACUGGGAUGUAAUCGUUGCGACGUUAUUAUCCACCUAUUCGAAAACGCGCACAAAGUGACAGUCGAUACGGAUACAUGCGACUGCGGCGCGCAAUUAGUGACUGUCGAGUAUAAACAGGAUAAGAGUAAACUCCCUAACGAGGCGACCGAAAUGUCCGGCUGUGUGUUUUGCACACCGGUAUUCGCUGCGUUAGUAGAAAAGCACCGUGCGGUAGCUUCGAAACCAGUCGUCACGCGUGGUCGAGGUCACACCAAGAGUCGUAAUCGGGGCAAACCGAAACCGCCAAAGGACAAAAUGGCGCAAUUAGCAGCGUAUUUUGUAUAAUGAAUCAAUGAGCACGAGGCGCAUAAUAACUGGAUGCCAUUUGUACGCAUAUUGCGUCGUUUGUUUCGAAUAAAUCCCUAUCGUCCUUCACUCCACGA
Molecule: messenger RNA, 2654 nt
Organism: Camponotus floridanus (Florida carpenter ant)
Lineage: Eukaryota; Metazoa; Arthropoda; Insecta; Hymenoptera; Formicidae
Gene: Top3beta
Product: DNA topoisomerase 3-beta-1
Exons: 14
Coding region: 1-2556 (851 amino acids)
Biological process (GO): DNA topological change
Cellular component (GO): nucleus
Molecular function (GO): DNA topoisomerase type I (single strand cut, ATP-independent) activity; DNA binding
Source: RefSeq, a predicted model, not a curated record